This is a messenger RNA of Pomacea canaliculata, 3037 nucleotides long. Its product is annotated as acetylcholine receptor subunit beta-type acr-2-like. Gene Ontology annotation, biological process: regulation of membrane potential; monoatomic ion transmembrane transport; signal transduction. Gene Ontology annotation, molecular function: neurotransmitter receptor activity; transmembrane signaling receptor activity; extracellular ligand-gated monoatomic ion channel activity. Gene Ontology annotation, cellular component: neuron projection; synapse; membrane. The record is from RefSeq and is a predicted model, not a curated record. Lineage: Eukaryota; Metazoa; Mollusca; Gastropoda; Architaenioglossa; Ampullariidae.
UGUAGGGGUGUGGGAGUGAGGUGAUGGGGGAACUGUUGUACUGAAUAUGUAAGAUAAAAAAAUUCAGAUUUGAUGACAUAAUAAUUGAGUAAAAAAUUAACAGCUCAGUUCCUCAUAGACCAAAACUCCAUGAUUGCUUUGCUUCUGGCAGGUGGGUAGGAGAAAGUGAAUUUAAGUGAAAGAGACUAACCUGAGAUCUGCAGUUUCAAUGCCCAUGAAAAUAAUCUAGAAAUAAGAAAUAUUAUUUAAAAAAAAGAUUUCACCUAUCAACAGACAAAAUACAAAAUAUGUUAAAAUUGAUUGAAAAAGCAUUACAGUUUCAUACAAAAUUGCAACUAUUAUUAGACUUAAUAUAGUCAUUGUUUCAUCUUUUUUAAAUAUAACAGAUAGCAACAAUUUUCUCACAAUUUUAAAUUGUUUUAGCUUUUUAGAAAUGAACUUUAAGAGCACAAAUGUUAAUGUGAGGAAUAGCCUUUAUGAAGAUGUAUGUCUGUAGAUUACUGUAGGUUUGUAUGAUGCCUACUCACAAAAGAGAAUUUUCCUACCAAGCCCCAUUAGCUUGGAACAGAUUUCCUGUCAGCCUCCAUCACUCUGAUUUUCUUACCACCUUUAAGUCUAUACUUAAGUAUGUAACAUCAUCAUGCACAGCAUGUACCUUACUGAUUAGUAAAAAAACUGUGUAAUCAUUGGUGAAUAAAUCAAUGUAGUGCUAUUAAUAGAUAGAUAUAAUAGCAUUUUCACUCUGUCUGUAUUAAUACUCUGUGCUUUUAAAGCAAUAGCAUUGGUUCAUCAUUUUCUAUCGUGCUGCUAUGUAUUGCAUUUAUUAUAGCUAUUCCUCAAUAAUAAAAAAAUUGAAUAGCCUUGAGUUCCGGCUAUGAAAUUUCAUAGAUAUAAUCAAGAAAAGAAUACACAACUUUUGCAUGACACAACACAUUGAAGUAUUUGCAAGUGCACCAAUCAAAUGAAUGGUGGCUUAAUGUCCCGAAAAAUGUAAAUUUACUCAGCAAUUUGCAGGCAAGCUCAGUUCACUUAAUCUGAAUAAGUUAUUAAAGGCUGACACAACAGCUUUUAAAUAAUUCAUGAAAUUCGAGGAAAAGCAAUCACUUGGCAUAGGACCAAUGAAUGCCUUAAAGACAGACACACCCACACACAAGCACACAUGCAUGCAUGCACAAAUACAUGCAUGCACACACACACACACAUGAAAAAGUAGUGAAAUCAAAUUAGAGUGACAAUAACAAAAACAAAUUUUAAAUGUGAUAUUAAGCCCCACAAAUAUGAUAUUUUAGAUUUCUCUACUGAUUAUCAGUCAUAAAUGAGAUUAGGCAAUGCACAUAGUUUUGAACUGUAAUACAAAAAAAUACCACCAAGGGUUAUCAAUUACCAGAAAAAUUUAAAAGAUAUCAAAAUACAUGGGGUUAAGCCUUGACUAAAUCAUUUGCAAAGGAGAGAUCUACUCUUUUGUCAUACUGCUCAACUACAACAUUUUACACACAUGCAUUUAAUAAGAACAAACUUCUGCUUUGAUGGACCACAUCUGCACAUACAGCACUAGCAUAAAUUAUAAAGAAUAAUCCAAGUACACAGAGGCAGCAUUGAGUCAAUAUAUCAUGAUACACUAUGUCUAUAUUUAUUACAUAUGUAUGAAAAAUACUACAGUAUUAUGACUGAAGAACAUGUCAAACAGUGAUUAAGGAAGUAGGUCAUUUUAGUUCACUGCAUUAAUUAUUAAAGAGACAAGUAUUCUGCACCUAAAAUAUUUAUUGAAGUGACAUUUCUGUUGCCUUUACAUUCCCUUUAACACUCAAGGUAAAGCAGUAUAAAAGGAAACUACCUGAGAAAGAAAUGCACAGUUCAGCUGCAGCAGUUCUCUCAUAUGGUGACUAGUAUAUUUCAAAUUGGUGUAUCAGAUUGGUCAGACUUGUGAUAUAUUUACACUAUCAUACUAAUAUCAUGAAAAAGGACUAAAGAUCUAGAAAAAACGGCUGAUUUCAAAUGAAAUGUGUUUAUGCAUACUGAAAGUGAGAAAAAAGAAACAGUAUUUUUAGAGCUCACUGGACUUGUGACAUGGAUUUAUUUUCUGUGCUAGCAUUCAUUGCAAUGUGCCAGCUUCUUCUAGUGGAGAGUGCACUACCUCCACUAUCAAAUCCUGUCAGUAUUGGUUACUACAGUUUGAUGGAGGAUCUCUUAAAACAUCCAGCUGUGCAGUUCAAGAUCCCACCCAGUCCAGUAGUGACAACUUCAUUUAACUCAAGCCACCACAAACCAGAGACUGUGGUUGAAAUAGAGCUAUUCCCUACUAAUAUUCUUGAGCUGAAUGGUAAUCAGGAAGUGAUGGUGAUGACUGCCUAUCUCCAAUUAACAUGGAACCACCCAGACCUCAUUUGGAAUUCAAGUGAGUAUGAGGGAAUUUCAUUAGUGGAGUUUCAGGCUUCCCAGAUAUGGACCCCAUCUUUGACUGUGAUGAGUGAAGUAGAAGACAAAACAAUUGCCCUUGAUGAAAGUGUCAAUUUGUCAAUAAAUCACACUGGAGUUAUCACAGUGGCAUUAGAUAAGCAUUUCAAAACAUACUGCAAAAUGGAUUUUACAUACUUUCCUUUAGAUGAACAAAUAUGCGAUUACAUUUUAAGUGCAUCUUGGACUCCUAUUACACUCAACUACCUGAAAAAUAAUAGUGCAAGUUUCAUAAAACAGUAUUCUCAAGGAGGAGAAUGGAACAUUACAGACAUGUACUGGGAAGCAUCUUAUUCUUCAGACUACAAACGAAGCACAUUGAGAAGCUGUGUUUGUGUUAAAACGCUGGACAUACUUUUAUUCAAUAACAUUAAUUGGACCAAUGUUUGUGUCUGCUCUCAUGAACAGUCUGGUGUUUACUAUUCCACUUGAAGCAGGUGAAAAAGUUUCCUUCCUUAUUUCUAUCUUUUUGUCCAACACUGUUUUUUCUGGUUAUCUCGGUGACAUCCUGCCCCAUUCUUUUCAGAGUAGAAUUCCACUGCUGAUGACUUUCUUAAUAGGACUAUGGAUGUGGAGUCUCUUG